AUGCAUCGACAUCAGAUUUUAACUGGAGCGGCCAAUCCUAGUGAUUAUAGUUUUGCCGCAGGUAGUAUUGAGAGUAUACAUUUUGUGGCUUAUACAGCUGGUUAUAAUAUUGUGAUUUUAUCGGGUGAUUUUCAACGUGUUCAAGUUCUUUUAUCAGGAAAUGAAUAUAAUCAAUGUUUAUUAACAUGUAUUGAUUGUACAUAUGAAUCGGGCAAAAUUGUAGCUGGUUUUGGAAAUCAAGUUUGCAUUUAUGAACCAACAUUUACUUCUGAACGAUCAUGGCAUCAUCAAGUCAAUUAUCGAUGGUCAUUAAAACAUACAAUAACAUGUUCCAAUGAGAAAAUAACAGCUGUUGCAUGGCAUCCGAAAGGUGAUCAAUUAAUUGUUGUUUGUGAGUCAGGUUUACAAGUUUGGUUUAAUCAAUAUGAUGAUAAUGAACCUCGAUCAAAUAAAGUUGAUUUUGACAUAGGUGGAAGUGAUAUAUCAGGAAAAUUAUCGUCAAAUAUUGCUUCAAAAAACUGGAAAAAUGUUUGGAGUUAUAAAUCAGCAUCACCAAUAAAACAUGUAACCUAUUCAAAUGAUGGAUCUCUUUUUGCUACAGCAUCCCAAAAUGAUCGUUUAGUUAAAAUUUGGUAUCGAACUCUAAAUAAUAGUGCAAUUAUUUCAUUUACAUCAACUUAUUUACCUCAUCCACGAGCAGUUACUUAUAUAUCGUGGAGGCAAACAAGUCAAUUUUUUGCAGAGGGCACAGUUGUUAAUUGUUUAUUAACAUGUUGUAAAGAUAACAUUUGUCGUAUAUGGUGUGAAACUAUGCAACAAGAUGAAUCGGCAAUAUAUAUCAAUGAUCCAACAACGAUAAGAACUCAACGAAAAAGACAAACUGAAUGUUUAGAUAAAAGUGUACAAAAAUUAUAUAAAUUACGAUACAAUUAUUUUAUUCCAAUAAGCAAUCGUCCAGAUGUAUCAUCACCAGCAUCCUAUGUUGAUCAUCAAGAUCCACAUACUCCUGCAUCACUUAUUUCUUCCAAUACAGCAUUGACAAAUGAUGAAGAUAUAAAUAAUGCAAAUGGUCAAGUAAUAACAACACUUUCAUCAUCACCAUCAUCAUCAACAUCUUCACUUGUACAAAAUAAUUCUCAAUCAUCUACAUUAUUAUCAUCAACACAUAGACAUCUUCGUUUUCACUUAGCAACAACAAUAAAUCCAAGUACAGAUUCAUUACUUGCACCAAAUAUACCAACACAUAAAGAUUAUAUGUUUAUUGUUCAAUGGUUAAAUAAUAAAGAUUUAUAUAAUUUAUUUUCUAUUGAACAAUUUCUUCUUGAUAUUCAACGAAAACUUAAACGACCAACAAUAUCUUCAACAAAUAUUGAUACUGAUGAUACUAAUAGUAAUGAUACACAAAUAGACUUAACAACUAUAAAUAAAACUCGAAAUUCUCAAGUAGAUGAUUCAAAAUAUGUUUUACAAAUACGAAAUUAUUUAAAAAAACUUAUUGAUGAAUGGAAAAAUAGUUCGGAUGUUGUAUUUAGUAUACAUCCAAUUGAUGGUAGUCUACUUUUAUGGGUUAUUGAUUGGCUUGAUCAACCAUUAACAAAAUUAUCUUCUUCAUCAUGUUCUUCUUCAUCAUUAUCAUCACCAUCAUCAUCAUUAAUGAAAUAUCAAAUGCUUCAUCGACAAGUUCAAGUUAGUUUUUCAGCUCGUAUACCUGAUAUAUUUCCAUUAGGUGAUGCUUUAUCUUUACAACCACAUUUAAUUAUUUAUUGUAAUCAUUUUUUAUUUGAUCAAUAUUUAUCAUUAAAUCAAACAAAAGAAAUACAACAUUUACCUAUUAUUAAUAUGAUAACUAAACAUACAAAUGGUACAUUAAAUUUAUGGUCAUUAACAUUUCAUGAAGAACAAAAAUUUCAAUCAUUAACAUGUGUUACACAUACAGCACGUAUGUGUGGUCAUCAUUUUCCUAUCAGACAUAUUGUAUGUCAUCCAACUGUAUCACUUGUUUUAACAAGUUCAUAUUAUGAUGAAAAUAAUGAAUUAAAUUAUGGUAAAAAACAACGUUAUGAUAAUUCAUUAAUACUUUGGAGUACAGAACCAAUUGGACCAUUAACAAUGACAGGUGGAAUAACUGAAUUAGCUCGAAUAGAAUCAAUUAAUAAUGGUGCAUUUAAAUUAAUUGCUUGGUUUCCAUUAGUUAUGCCUUGUAUGAAUAUUAAUUUAUUACGUGAAUCACCAAGUCUACUAUUUUGUGCAUCAGAUGGUAAAUAUUUACGUGUAUAUCAAGUUGUAUGUAAUGCAAAAGCUUUAUUAACAAGUCAAAUUGCAACUUCAAAGUCUUAUCAAGUUCUUGGUAAUUUCGAAUCAAAUUCUAUUCGUUCAUCACCAUCAACAGAUUUAAAUGCACCACGAUUAAAUGUUGUUAGUAAUCAAUCAACAGCUCGACCAAGUUGUGUUUUAAGUCUUGCAGAAAUAUCAGAUUCAAAAUGUAUUUGGACACAUGCUGAAUUAAUACAUAUAUUUCCUGCAAAUGCAAUUGAUGAUCAUAGUGAACAAACAACAACAAGUAAAAUUUAUUAUCUUGUACUUGUUGAAAAAUCAAAUAAUAAUAAUGAUAAUAGUCAAAGUUAUAUACAUAUGUGGAAAAUAAUUAUAACUUAUCCUGAUGAUGAUAAUGAAUCAAUAAGUAUAAAUAAUUUUACUAAUGAUAAUGAAUGGAUAGUACAAGUUCAAAGUUCUAAGGUUAGUACGUAUAUUCUUCCAUUAGAUUCCAAUGCUGAACUUCAAUCAGUUGAUGUUGCAUUUGGUCAUUUAAGUUCAAGUACACUUUGUUAUUCUGAUUCAUCAUCAUCAUCUCCAUAUCUUUUAUCAACUGCACAUACCGAUGGUAUAAUACGUUUUUGGACAUGUAAACAUCAAUCAUUAAAUACAUAUGAAUGGUCUGAAUGGUGUGGAAUAACACUUGAUAAUCAAAUAAAUUCUCGUUUAAAAAUUUCUGGACAACCAUUAGCAAUAAGUAAUGCAUAUUGUGGUCGUUUAGCUGUUGCUUAUUAUGAUAAAAAAAUUCAAAUUGGAAUAUAUGAAUGUGAAUCAACAGGUGGUACAUCAUUUAAUUGUGAAACAAUAAUACCAAUAAAUGAAAUUGAAAAACAAACAAAUACAUUAUCUGUACAUUUUGAUUGGGCAUCAAUUGAAAAUGGUGCACAUUUAUUAGCAACAUCAAUUGAUGUACAUUAUGUUUUUAUUUAUUCUUAUACACAAUUAUCACAAUGGACAAAAUUACGUACUAUUGAAUUAACAUCUGUAAAUAAAAAUAUUUUUUUAUGUUCUAAUUUAAGUUUAAAAUGGGUACGUGGUGGUCUUUUAUUAAUUGGUAUUAAUAGUGAAUUACAAGUUUAUUCACAAUGGACAUCAUUAAAACGACAAGGACAUUCAGUUAAAUCUGAACCAUUAAUUAAAACAAAACGUCGUAUAAAUACAUCGAAUAAUCUUAAAAAACUUGCAACAAAUAGUGAUUUUAAUAUAAAUAAUAAUAGUUUAGAUCAUCCAUCAUCAUGGUUAACAUUAGAUUCAAUUGAUGAACUUAGUUUAUUUCAUGCAGCUCGAAAUGCUGCACCUGUUUUACCACAAUAUCAUCCAACAUUAUUAUUAGAAUUAGUACGUUUUGGAAAAUAUCGUCGUGUUAAAGCUAUACUUGCACAUUUAACACGUUGUAUUGUUAGUACAGUCCAUAGUGUUGAAGGAAAAGUUGAAAUGAAAUUAAUGCGUAGUCGAACAUUUUCAAUAGCUAAUAGUGAUACUGCUGAACCAUCAAUAGCUGAAGUUGAUCAUGUUAAAUAUGUUGAAAUUGAUUCUGUACCAUUAUUACCAUUAUUUGCUUUAUUUAAUGCUGAUCAUGAAAAUAUUACUAAUAAUGAUCAUGUUAAUACAAAAGAUAAUAAUCUUCAAGAUGAUGAUAUUAAUGGUAGAGAUAAAUAUGAAGAUUUAUUUACAACAGGAUCACCUAUGGAUAUAAAUAGAGAGAUUGAAUUUAAAUUUGAUGAAGAUCAUAUACAUGAUGCUGAAAGAAAAAAACAAGUUGAAUUAAAUAAAUUUCGAAAAGAAUUAUUAUCAAAUCGAAAUUGGUCACCAGCAUUCGAUUCUCGAAUGGUUGAUUUACUUGUUGAUUAUUUUCAACGUGUUCGUUUAUCAAAUUUAACAAGUCUUGAACAAAUGUAUUUACUUGCAUUAGCUGAUACAUUAGCUAAUGCAAGUAAUGAUUCAUUAUCAAAUCAAACAUAUUCAGGCGAAAAACCAACAAAUACAAUGGAUGAUUGUGGUCUUAGAUUUUUAAUUGAUGUUCAACGUUAUAUUUAUUUAUCACGAAUGGUUUCAUUACCAAAUAUACAAGGAAAUUCACCAUUAAAACAUAUUAUAACAAGUGCAUCAUAUGCUUGGGCAUUUCAUUCCGAUUCACAAGAAGAUUUACUUGGUAUGCUUCCAUGUAUGAUAAAAAAUAAACCAAUAUGGAGUGAAUUACAAUUAUUUGGUGUUGGAUGGUGGAUUCGAAAUAAAAGUCUUAUUAUAAAACUUUUUGAAAAGCUUGGUAAAGCAGCAUUUGAAUUAAAUAAUAAUCCACUUGAUAGUGCUUUAUAUUUUCUUGCACUUAAAAGAAAAAAUUUAGUCUACAAUUUAUAUAAACAUGUUCAAGAUGCUAAAAUGCAAGAUUUUUUUAAAAAUGAUUUUACACAAGAACGUUGGUUAAAAGCAGCACAAAAAAAUGCAUUUGCAUUACUUGGUAAACAACGUUUUGAACAUGCAGCAGCAUUUUUUCUUCUUGCUGGAAAAAUUCGUGAUGCUAUUGAAGUUAUUAUAAAUAAUUUAAAUGAUAUACAAUUAGCUUUAUUAGUUGCUCGUCUAUAUGAAAAUGAUGAACAAAAUUUAGUUAAUAAUAUUCUUAAUAAAGAAAUUUUAACUAAACCACAUAAUGAUCCAUUUUAUCGUAGUAUGUCUUAUUGGUUAUUAAAAGAUUAUGAACAUUCAUUAAAUACAUUACUUCAUAAUGAUAUAUUUGAACAACAACAAACAAUAUUUAUUUUUUAUGAUUAUUUAAAACAACAUCCACUUGUUUUACGUUCAAAACAAUUAUCACAUGAAAGUUUAAAUGAAAAUUCAAAAAAUUUUUCUAUUGAACGUCGUGUUCAUUUUCGUACAGCUUAUUAUUAUUUAAAAACAGGUUGUCCUUUAUUAGCAUUAGAAAUUCUUGCUAAAUUACCAGCUUAUAUUAUUUUAUCAAAUGAAACAAAAUCUUCAAUAGAUACAACAAAUGAUAUUAAAUCAAAACAAACUGAAACUAUUGAUUGGAGUCAACCAGUAUCAAAAAUAAAUGAUGAUGAUUUAAAACUUGAAUGGAGUGAUGAUGAGAAUGAUAAUGAUAAUGAAAAAGAAGAAAAAAUAAUUGAAGAACCAAUUCCAAAACCAACACUAUCAACUGAAGAUAAAUCAGUGAAACAACAAUUUGAUACUAUUGGACAAUAUAUGAAAUUAAUUUGUUGUUUAAAAAUUAUUGUCGAAGAAAUGGCAACACUAGCAACUGGAUUUGAAGUUGCCGGUGGACAACUUAGACAUCAUUUGGCUUGUUGGCUUGAACAAGAAAUUGGUGUAAUUCGACAAUUCUGUAAUUUAAAUACAUCAACUAAUACUGAUCAAGAUGAUCCAAAUAAUUCUCUUGAAAAUAUUGAUGAACCAAUUUUAUCCGACAUACACGAUGAUCCAAUGUUACCACCUAAUACAUUUUCAAGUAUGGAUUCAUCAUCACCAUCAUCAUCAUCAUUUAUUCAUACGAAUAAUUUUGAAACAAAAAUGAAACGUUCAUUACGUCGUCGUCAUUGGCUUCAAUCAAAUGAACAUCUUCUUCGUACAUUAGUUUCAUUUACAAGUUUACAUGGAAUGCAUGGUGGUGGUUUGGCAUCUGUUCGUAUGGAAUUAUUAUUACUUAUGCAUGAAUUAUAUCGUGAUCGUCGUACACAAUUAAAAUAUCCAAUACCAUUUCCAACACAAGUACCAUUAUUAAUAGCUAAUCUAUCCUUUGCAUUAAGUGUUAGUAAUAGUGCAAUUAGUUAUAUAAAAGAUUUAAGUCAAGAUUUAUUACGUACAAUGAAUACAUGGUUAACAUUACCUAAAUUAACUGAUAAAAGUGUACAAAUUGUUGCAAUAAGAGAUUUAUCAAUAGCAUUAGCUAGUUGUGUUUAUCAAUCACUUUGUAAUACAAAUGAAAAUCAAACAAGUGAACGUAUUGCUGUUGAAUCAUUUCUAAAAUCAUAUCUUUAUCGAAGAGAAUCAAUUCGAUUACAUAGACGUAAAAGUGUAAGCGCAUUAAUUGAACGAGAAGCACCAACAACUGCACCUAAAGAUUGGCCAGGUAUAAAAAUAUUUGCAACAACAGCAAAAGAUCAAGAAAAUAAUUUAACAAAAUUAAAAAUUCUUCUUGUUGAAAUUCUUAUAUCAGUUUAUAUGUCAUUAUUGAUUUAUGCUUUAUCAACUGAUGAUUGUAAUACAUUAUAUCGAUUACUCGUACGAAAAUGGUCAACACCUGAAUCAGCUGUUAAAUUAUGGUAUGGAGUAUUUGGUGGAGGAGCAAAAAAACAUAAACCAAAUCUACCACCUUCAACUUUAUCAACAUCAGCUACUGAUUCAAAUAACGAAAUACCAUCAUCAACAGAUCGUCUUCCAUCUGGAAGUUUCUUUGCAAGAAAAAUGAUGAUACCAAAUAUUCAACAACAACCGCAACAACCAUCUUAUGUAGAAGUAUUUAUUCCUCCACGUGCUAGUAUAGUUAAUUAUUUUAUGGCAAAAGUUUCAUCGGAUAGAGAUUAUCAUUCAACAAUUAUUGAUGAAGAAAUAAGUGAAGAAGAUGAAGAUGAAGAUGAUGAAGAUGAAGAUAUUUCCAAUUCAACAAAUACUGAUAAUGAAUUAACAUCAAAAAAGAAACAACGAAAAAUUCAAGAACGUGAACAUACAGACUCAAUGUCUUAUUCAUGGGUUCUUAUGCGUUAUACAAUUGUUCGACUUGUUUAUAAACGUUUAUGGGCAUUUUUUCCUCAUAUUGGCAUUGAAAAACAUGAAAUUCCAAGUGUUUCACCAUUAAUUCAACAAUUAUUACAAAAUCUUAGUAUUUGGCAAGAUUCACUUCGACGUACACUUGAAACAUUUAAUGUACCACCGGAUAAUUAUUUACCAUUAAGUGGAUUAAAUACUAUUGAAGAACAAACAACUGGUUUACCUAUACAUCGAUAUCGAACAAUACUUGAUCCAAAAAAUACUCCAUUUUCAAAAUCAAGAUCAGCAUUACCAGCAAAACGUCUUUGGACAUAUUUAGUUAAUGAUGAACAAUCACAAGGAAUAUUUAUUAAAUAUAUAUUUAAACGAAAAGUAACAAUACCAACAACUCAAUCGGUGAAUAAAAUGAUUGAUAAAUCGGACAGUCGAGCAAAUAUAGAAAGUUUACAAGACACUACAUCAUCAACAACACAAUCGAAUGCAAAACUUAUAUAUCGAGAUUCUGAACCAAUUCAUUCAUUUUGUCUUAAUAGCCAGAUGAAUCCAACUUUAUUGGCGGCUGGUCUAUCUCGUGAAAUAAUUGAAUUAGAUAUAUCAAGUAUAACAUUAACAAAUGAACCAUAUGAAUUAUCUGAUGAUGAAAAUGAUUUAUCACCAUCUUUACUUCCACAAGCAUCAGCAAUGCUUAAUCGUGAUACUGGAACAAGUCGAAUAACAUCUCUUCGAAUGCCAACCAUGGGUGUUUAUGUACCAAAUAUGUAUUUAACUCAAUCAAGUGUAGUCAAUACAAAUGGAACUACUACAACAGAUAAAGAAAAUCAACAUGUUCUUACUAAUCGACAUGCUAUUCGAGAAAGUCGAAAAUUUGCUAAUCAUCCAGUUUUACCACAUUAUCUUACUGGAUGUGCUGAUGGUAGUGUUUAUUUACUUAAUUGGUCUCAUGAUUCUGCACCUAGACAAGUACGUGAAGCAAGUAAACGAGUUACUAAAAUUGAAUUAAAUAAUGAAGGAAAUAAGUUUGGUGUAACUGAUAUCGAAGGAAAUUUAUCUUUACAUGUUUUAUCAAGUAAUCGAUCAACAGCUUAUAUGCGUUUAUUAACUCAUACAAAAAGUGCAAAUGAUUUUGUUUUUCUUGAUUCUUCAACAUUAUUAGCAACAUGUGGUUUAUCAAAUGAUCAUCAAAAUGUUGCUAUUUGGGAUACAUUAAUGCCAGCAUCACGGGCAAAUAUAACUUCAUUUUCUUGUCAUGAUACAACUGGUGGUGGUCAAUGUUUAGCUUAUUCACAAUCCCAUCAAUUAUUAAUAUCAGGUGGUAAACGUGGAGAUAUAUGUAUAUUUGAUUUAAGACAAAGAAAACGUUUAGCAACGAGUCAAGCACAUGAUUCUCAUUUAAAAGCACUUUGUUUAGAUCCAUUAGAACAAUUUUAUGUAACAGGAUCAACUGAAGGAAAUAUUAAAAUUUGGCGUUUACAUGGUUGCGAAAUGGUUCAUUGUUUUUAUAGUGAACAUUCUCGUCGAGGAUUUUUACAUUCACAAAUAAGUGGUGUUAAUCAUUUGCAUUUAACAGCUAAUCGUCAACUAUUUUCAUCAGGCGCCGAUGGAACAAUAAGUGUUCGACAACUAACAUUAGUUGAUUAA
Messenger RNA from Rotaria sp. Silwood1, 8670 nucleotides. The record is from the annotation of a GenBank genome assembly. Lineage: Eukaryota; Metazoa; Rotifera; Eurotatoria; Philodinida; Philodinidae.